Eublepharis macularius is the source of this 4767-nucleotide messenger RNA. RefSeq names its product laminin subunit gamma 3 (gene LAMC3). NCBI's taxonomy places the organism in Eukaryota, Metazoa, Chordata, Lepidosauria, Squamata, Eublepharidae. Bases 1 to 4767 code for a protein of 1588 amino acids. The record is from RefSeq and is a predicted model, not a curated record. The transcript has 28 exons.
AUGGCUGAGGUCCUCUGUUUCUUGACCAUAGUCUUCUUAGAGUUGCAGCUGGCCAUAGCGGGCAUGGAUUCCUGCUACAAUGCUCAGGGGCUUGCUCAGCGUUGCAUGCCCAUCUUUGAGAAUGCAGCAUUUGGGAAGCAAGUACAGGUGUCAAAUACGUGCGGCACCCCACCAGAGGAUUACUGUCUCCAGAUGGGCACCAGGGACUCCAGCACGCCAUGCCAUCGCUGUGAUGCCGGUGAGGCUUUGCUGCACCACAACGCCACCCAUCUGACGGACUUCCACAGCCAGGAGGAAUCCACCUGGUGGCAGAGCCAGUCCAUGGCCUUUGGGAUCCAGCACCCCAACUCGGUCAACAUCACUCUCCAUCUGGGAAAGUCCUAUGAAAUCACCUACGUAAGGCUAAAGUUCCACACCAGUCGCCCAGAAAGCUUUGCCAUAUACAAGAGGAGUCAUUCCGAGGGACCCUGGAUUCCAUACCAGUAUUAUAGUGCCUCUUGCAAUAAGACCUAUGGGAAACCAGAACGCCACUUCUUGCGGCCAGGAGAAGAUGAGCAAGUGGCCUUCUGCACUGCGGAAUUUAGUGACAUCUCCCCACUGAAUGGGGGCAAUGUGGCCUUCUCCACCUUGGAAGGACGGCCAAGUGCUUACAGUUUUGACAAGAGCCCUGUUCUUCAGGAAUGGGUGACGGGCACAGACCUGCUAAUCUCUCUGAAUCGGCUCAAUACCUUUGGAGACGACAUCUUCAAGGACCCCAAAGUGCUACAGUCCUACUAUUAUGCCAUCUCAGAUUUUUCAGUAGGGGGCAGGUGCAAGUGUAAUGGCCAUGCUAACACAUGUAUCCCAAAUGAAGAAGAUGAGCUCAUUUGUCUCUGCCAGCACAACACCACUGGGGUGGACUGUGACUCAUGCCAGCCCUUCUACCAGGACCGCCCAUGGGCACGGGGCACAGCCGAAUCUGCCAAUGAGUGUCUCCCCUGCAACUGUAGUGGCAGGUCGAGUGAGUGCUUCUACGACUGGGAGUUGUACCGGCGCACUGGACAUGGUGGCCAUUGCCAGAAUUGCCAGGAUAACACCGAUGGGCCGCACUGUGAACGCUGCCGCCAGAACUUCUACCGCUGGGAUGCCCGGAUGGCAUGUCAGCCCUGCAACUGUAACCCAACAGGCUCCUUAAGUCCUCAGUGUGACAGCUCAGGGGCAUGCGAGUGCAAAGCCACAGUGACUGGCUGGAAAUGUGAACGUUGCCAAGAGGGAUUUCACUCCCUCAGCGAAGGCGGAUGCAGACCUUGUGCCUGUGAUACAGCUGGAAGUGUGGGGGUGUGUGACCCUAACACGGGGCAUUGCACCUGCAAGGAGAAAGUAGAAGGAUACCUGUGCAACAGAUGCCAGCCUGGGACCUUCAACCUGCAGCCCCACGACCCUGCUGGGUGCACUGGCUGCUUCUGUUUUGGACACUCUGUGGCAUGCACAGUAGCUUCUGGGUACGAAAUGUACAACAUCAUCUCUGACUUCAGCCAAGGACUGGAGGGCUGGAGAAUGGAAACUCCUGAGGGUCUACGGGUUCCACUGAGCUGGACAGAAGGAGAGACCUUCCUGGAGCAAGGCCAGUGGGCAGCGGCUGAUUUCUUGGCACCAGAGAAAUUCCUGCAUGACCAGCGCCUCAGCUACGGGCAACUCCUCUCGGUGCUAUUUCGCACACAUGACAGCACCCCUGCAACCCAGCAGCCCAUCUGGCUGGUUUUAGAGGGGGAGGGCAUUAUGGUGUCAGCAAGGUACUCCAACAUGGAUGGGCAGGUGAACAACACGCACCAUGAAGAACAGACAGUGACGUUCAGACUUCAUGAGACUGAGAAAGAGAUGCAACCUACGCUGUCGGCUUUCCAGUUCCAGCGCUUGCUCUCCAACCUGACGGCGCUUCGCAUCCGAACUGAAAGCAGCGGCAGACAGGGCAGGCUUUCCUUGAAGGAAGUUCGACUCACAUCUGCUCGCCCAGGUCUCUCCCAGCCUGCACUGUGGGUGGAAGAAUGUAUCUGCCCACAUGGGUAUAUGGGUCAGUUCUGUGAGUCUUGCGCUCCAAACUUCAAGCGGGAAAUACCCUUUGCCGGUCCAUUUACCAGCUGCAUCCCCUGUUCCUGUAACGAGCAUGGCAGUUGCGAUCCUAACACAGGAUUGUGCCAAUGCCUACACAACACGGAGGGGCCUUCCUGUGAGCGUUGCGCCCCUGGUUUCCAUGGCGAUCCCUUCUUAGGCCGCUCUGAUGACUGCAAGCCUUGCCCUUGUCCCGGUCAAACGCCUUGCACGGCCCUCCCAGAGAGCGGAGAGGUGGUCUGUACGCAAUGCCCGCCAGGACAAAGAGGGAGACUUUGUGAGCUGUGUGAUGAUGGCUUUUUUGGAGACCCCCUGGGAAGGAAUGGCCCAAUCCGCCCCUGCGUUCCCUGCACUUGCAAUGACAACGUGGACCCCAAUGCUGUCGGCAACUGUGACCCUGUCUCAGGCCAGUGUCUACGCUGCCUGUACAACACAGCAGGGGAGCAGUGUGAGAGGUGCCAAGAGGGCUUCUAUGGGGAUCCGCUAGCCAACAGCCCCGCCAGGAAGUGUGCUGCCUGCAGCUGUAACCAUGAAGGCUCCAUCCAUAGUCCAGAGGCUUGCCACAAUGUCACUGGCCAGUGCCCCUGCCUCCCACAUGUGACUGGGAAGGACUGCAGCCAGUGUCAAGAGGGUUAUUAUGCCCUGCAGGCGGGAAUUGGCUGCAAGAGUUGCAAUUGCCACCCAGCAGGGUCCCAGCACAGCCACUGCCACCCGCUUACGGGGCAAUGUGUCUGCCGAUCAGGUGUGGAAGGGCUGUCAUGUGAUCGAUGCCAGACUGGAUUCUUUGGUUUCUCCUUCCAAGGAUGCCGAGCCUGCAACUGCUCCCGUUUAGGUUCUGUCUCGCUCCAGUGCCAUGAGAACAGCACGUGCCUGUGCAAGAGGGGCUUUGUGGGCUACAAGUGUGACCAGUGUGAAGAGAACUACUUCUUUGAUCCUGAGACCUCUCAGUGCAAAGAGUGCCCAAUCUGCUACGGUCUUGUGAAGGAGGAGGCAGACAAGCUGACGGAUCAGCUGGUUACAAUGGAGUCAUGGCUACAGAAACCGGAUUGUGGCAGGCACAAGACCCGUUACGGGAUGCUGAGGGAGGCACCACGAGGAGACAGCAUCCACAGCCGCUACUUGAGGGAAGGUGCCAAGGCGACGUUCCUAGAAGAGGCCGAGGAGCUGGCAAGCUCCAUCUCUCGUGCACGGAGCCGACUGAAGAAUAUCAGGGGCGUGAUGGGCUGCAACAGCAGUGUGGCCACCAAGUCCUGCAUCCUCCUCUCCGACAUCCUUUCUGCCCUGCAGUCCACGCAGCAAGAAAUCCAGCUGGCCACUGAAAUGCUGGCAGCACAGGAGUUUCCUUCUGAGAUUUCUCAUCAGCCCACAAACUGGAGUCACCAGGCCCUGACAUCUAAGCUGUUGGCCAGAGGCCAUGGGGAGGCAGCAGCUUUGGUUGAGGGUAUUGCAAGGAAGGCUCUAGAGACGACCAAUGCCAGUUAUCUUCUUCUGCAGAGCAUCUUGAUGGACAACGCAACACUAGAAUUCAGGAGGCAGAUGGAAGCAAGAUACCUGGGAAUCCUAAAAGCACAGCAAGAACUUAGCUCUGAGAUGGAAGAGGCUACAGCCAAGAAGACCUUUGCUUCAAUCCAGCAAAUCAACUUGGAAAUGUCAAAGAACCUCUCAUGGAUCACCACUUUAGAGCUGGAUCCGGUGGUUGAAGAGGCUGAAGCGCUCUGGCAUUUGAUCCUACAGCGCCCCCUGCUGCAGCGAGCGGAAAAUCUCCUUCAGGAUGCAAAAGAAGUGGAACGCUUGGCAGAGUCAAAGGCGCAGCUGGUGGUGAACGGAUCCCUUGCUGCACAGGCUGGCCUGGAGAAGGAGCUACAGAGGAUGCAGCAGGUGGAACAGCUAUGGCAAAGAGCAAACGCCGCGCACCUGUGGGCAGCCUCAUCGCUCUCAAAUGGAGAGGCCGUGGUCUCCGAAGCCAAGAACUUGCUGUCCAGCCUGGAUGGGAUGAAGAGGCACAAGGGCGGCCAGUCCCUGAUGAAGAGGAGAGUGACUGUUGUUCGGGAGAGAGUGAUAGCCGAUGCCCAGAAGAAGGCCAGGCAAGCGAAGAGGGUGCUGGGAGAUUCUGCCUCUGUCUCUGCUAAGGCCCAGAAAACUGCCAAAGAAGUGGAGUCACUCACCGAGGAAGAUGCGAAGAAAGUCCAGGCCGUGUUCAGAGACGCAAAGGCAGAGAACAAGCGGUCCAGUCAACUUACGACCCGUGUUGAUCUGACCAUGGCGGAGAUCGUCAGACAAGAGGAAGUGUCUGAAGCGCUUGGCAGAAAGCAAGAGGGGCCUGGCCAGGUGGGAAUGGAGACGAAAGAUCUUGACAAGAGCCUCAGAGACGCCCAGCGCUCCUUGGAGAGGGACAUCGAAGCCCUGAACAACCUGCUCCUCAGUCUAGGCAACCUGGAUCGCACCAGCCAGACCGAAGCAGCACUGAACGCCAGCCAGUUCCAGCUAGAGCGUUUGCAGCUGCACCUGGCUGAGCCCAGAGCCCUGGGGCAGAAGCUGAGCGCCUUGCAGCAGGAGGCUGAGCAGCAGCAGCAGCGGAUCGAGGCCUUUGAGAAGGACCUGGAGGAGAUCCGAAGUGACAAAGAGAACCUAGAGACCAUCCUCCACAGCUUGCCUGAGCAAUGCUCGAGCUGGCAGUGA